AGCAAGGGGCCGCCUCUUCGCCCGGCUGUUUGUAAACUCGCAGUCCAGGCUAGAAGCAAUCAAGAGAGAGAGAGUUCCCAGGGAGCCCUUCAAAAUAGAAAGUGGAGCUGGCGGCAGAGGUGUGCCUGGCCGCUGUCACCCGGCUGGCCUCAGGAUUGUUGAGAACUGCUUUUGAGAGAACGUCGACGGCUGCCUGUGAAGCCUGCCCCCCAUCUCUUACCUGCUCGUCUUCUCCGUCUUCUCCGUCUUCUCCGUAGAUCCAUCCUCUGCUGGAAAAAGCUGACCUCACUCGGGUACCAGGUGUACUUCCAAGAGAACAUGGCCCACGUCGGGGACUGCAAGUGGAUGUCCUGGCUCCCAGUGCUGGUGGUGUCUCUGAUGUGCUCAGCCAAGGCAGAGGACUCCAACUGUGGCGAGAAUGAAUACCACAACCAAACUACCGGGCUGUGCCAGCAGUGUCCUCCAUGCAGACCAGGGGAGGAGCCCUACAUGUCCUGUGGUUACGGCACCAAAGAUGAGGACUAUGGCUGCGUGCCCUGCCCUGCAGAGAAGUUCUCCAAAGGAGGUUAUCAGAUAUGCAGGCGCCACAAGGACUGUGAGGGCUUCUUCCGGGCCACCGUACUGACACCAGGAGACAUGGAAAAUGAUGCUGAGUGUGGCCCGUGUCUGCCUGGCUACUACAUGCUGGAAAACAGACCCAGGAACAUCUACGGCAUGGUCUGCUACUCCUGCCUCUUGGCACCUCCCAACACCAAGGAAUGUGUGGGAGCCACUUCCGGGGUUUCAGCUCACUCCUCCAGCACUUCAGGCGGCAGCACCUUGUCCCCCUUCCAGCAUGCUCACAAAGCAGAGCUCUCAAGUCAAGGACACCUGGCCACCGCCCUGAUUAUUGCCAUGUCUACAAUCUUCAUCAUGGCCAUAGCCAUUGUCCUCAUCAUCAUGUUCUAUAUCAUGAAGACUAAGCCUUCAGCUCCAGCCUGCUGUAGCAGUCCCCCAGGAAAAAGUGCAGAAGCCCCAGCUAACACACAUGAGGAGAAAAAAGAGGCCCCAGACAGUGUGGUGACUUUCCCUGAGAAUGGUGAAUUCCAGAAGUUGACAGCAACACCCACAAAGACCCCAAAAAGUGAGAACGAUGCCUCCUCUGAGAAUGAGCAGCUGCUGAGUCGCAGUGUGGACAGUGAUGAAGAGCCAGCCCCGGACAAGCAGGGGUCCCCAGAGCUAUGCCUGCUGUCGCUAGUUCAUCUGGCCAGGGAGAAGUCUGUAGCCAGUAACAAGUCUGCUGGGAUCCAAAGCCGAAGGAAAAAGAUAUUGGAUGUGUAUGCGAACGUGUGUGGUGUUGUUGAAGGUCUCAGCCCCACGGAGCUGCCUUUUGAUUGCCUUGAAAAGACAAGCAGAAUGCUCAGUUCUACCUACAACUCUGAGAAAGCAGUCGUGAAAACGUGGCGCCACCUUGCUGAGAGCUUUGGACUGAAGAGGGAUGAGAUUGGGGGCAUGACUGAUGGCAUGCAGCUCUUUGACCGCAUCAGCACUGCGGGCUACAGCAUCCCAGAGCUGCUCACGAAGCUGGUACAGAUCGAGAGGCUGGAUGCUGUGGAGUCCUUGUGUGCAGACAUAUUGGAGUGGGCUGGGGUUGUACCCCCUGCCUCCCCACCCCCAGCUGCAUCCUGAAGAGUUUGCCUUGGACUAUCUUCCCUGGGACCAGAUGGGGACCCAAUGAAGCCAUGGCAGCUGUGAGUGAUGCCAUCGGACUGCCAGAGUUCAAGGCAUUUCCUGGUGGGUCACUGUACUCCUUAGGCUGCCCUAAGGAGCUCACUGAGCACCCAAAUGAACCAAACCAUGUGUGAGGUCACAGGUGAAGAAUCUGAUUCUGUCUUUUAAGGAAGCACUUAGUGAGAGCCAGGGGACAUGGCAUAGACCAUGUUACCAAACAUCACUAGGCAAAUAAGGGGAUGCUAAAAAGUAAUGUAGCAAAAGUUAUAAGAAGGGUGAUGGAGUCUCAAGUUGAAAAUGGGAGCAUCCUAAUGAAGAAACUAGUGUGAAGGUUUUAGUAAAAUGGUUACAAAGUACAGACAUCCCACUUCUGCAUUGCUUCAGACCGAACAGGGUUUGUUGGCUUGUUCUAUGGUUUCAGGGGUAACGACCUAUGUUUACAGUCACCCGCAAUGGUACAAGCCUUGCAGUCAGUAGUGAAAGAACUCACUGUAUGGACAGUCAAGGCAUAUCUGUCCAGACAAAAGUGAGAGCAGAUUUGGCCAUUCACAGGCACAGUAGUUAUAAUGUGUGAGGCUGUUUUUACUUCAAACAGAUGUGUGUUCUAAGUAGACAGUGAAAUGGUGACUUGCUAAGAGUUUGGUCAUGCCUGGUUUGUGGGUGGGGCUUGUGCGAGUUCAGACACAGCAUCCUCAGCCAGUGAGAGAUAAUGCAGCCUGAGGUGCAGUACAGAGCUGGGACCUGGAAUCCUGGACCCUGGUGGAAUCAUCCAAAGCAUCUGUCUCCUGCCCCAGACUUAGCUUCUCUUCUGCAAAUGAGAGGUUGGUCUUCAUGUCUGUAGUCAGGCAAGUUGAAGCUCUGGUGAGCAUAGGAUGAGCAAAAGAAAGGAGAGGCCAAGGGAGCUCCAUGGGGGUAAUUACAGUGUGGGUGACCACACAAAAUGGGAAUCGAGGGAAAUUCACAGCCGCCAUGCUCAUGUAAGGGCAACUGUAGGACAGAACAUUUACAGAGCUAAUAAACAGGCACUGUACAGGCAGAUUCUCUUACUACACCUGUAACUGCCAGGAAAUGGGAAGUCAAGGAAACUUUCCAGGCAGGGGGUUAAUGCCAAGCUGGGAAGUUAAUGCUGCUGGGCUCCCUCCUGGAGUGCCGACUGUAGAGACUGUUUCCUUUGGAUAAAGCCUCUGGUUUAGAAGGCUGUUGGGUUUGUUUUCGUUUCGUUUUGUUUUGUUUUUACAAAUCAUAUGACUGAACAAAGGCUUUGGAGGGGAAUCAGUUGUAUGUUUAAAACCAUCAAGCAAUUUCCCACCACAGAAUAUAGACCAUACUGUGAGAGGACCAUAAUUAGGUCCUGAAUAUUUAAUAUGAUCAUUUUACUGUGUCUGUCUGUGCUGGUUUUUUAGAAGGCAUUUUCUAUAUCCUGCAAGUUAAAUAGUCUGCUUAAUUGUCCUUUUAAUUCCUCUUUGAGAUCCUGCAGUGUCCCUUACCUCUGAUCUUCUAUAAUGACACUGAGCUUCCCCUUAAUUAGACUUGUAAAUGUCAUCUGUGAUGAGUGUGCAGGUCUAAGACAGCAGUCUCUUCUCCAACUGUCAUUCUGCUGAAGAAUGGGCAGCUGCAGCCAGCAGUGUGGGCUAGCCUCCAUUCGCCCUAUUAGGUUUCAAGGUUGGAGGCAGCCAGCAUCCUUGUUGUUUCAUUGACUCCCAUCUUGCUGCUUUAGGGGAGCUAGUCCCUCGUCAUGUACUUUAUUUGGCAAUAAAUCCAGGAAGGGUUUGCUUCAGUGAGCUUUGCCCAUGCUGUAGAAUUCCGAACCAACAAGACCACAGUGACUCUUACUGGAACUCCAUGCUGCCAUUUUUUUGUCUGAAAACUGUCAGUACUUAAAAGUAUUUAGGAAACACUCGAGCUAGAUCUGAGGACCUUAGCUAGUGAAGUCUUAAUUGUGGAUAUUUUAUAUAAUUCUGUUUAUGUAACUUAUUAUAUUUCUACAAGUCCAAUAAACUAAAUAAAAAGGAGACCUACA
This is a messenger RNA of Rattus norvegicus (Norway rat), 3730 nucleotides long. It is a transcript of the gene Edar, whose product is annotated as ectodysplasin-A receptor. Gene Ontology annotation, biological process: epidermis development; cytokine-mediated signaling pathway; positive regulation of canonical NF-kappaB signal transduction. The record is from RefSeq and is a predicted model, not a curated record. Lineage: Eukaryota; Metazoa; Chordata; Mammalia; Rodentia; Muridae. Gene Ontology annotation, molecular function: transmembrane signaling receptor activity; signaling receptor activity. Gene Ontology annotation, cellular component: membrane; apical part of cell; plasma membrane.